AUGAUGAAUUCUGUUAUGCCUGAUGUUUUAAAAGAAGGGGCCCAAGAAGAUAAGGGAGAAAUUGCGAGACUACAAUAUUUUGUAGGUGCUAUCGCCGUAGGAGAUUUAGUUAAGAGUACAUUAGGUCCUAGAGGUUUAGAUAAAAUAUUAACACCUUUAAAUAUUGAAGGUACUAGAUCUCAUCAACAUACUGUUACAAAUGAUGGAGCAACAAUAUUAAAAUCAGUGUGGUUAGAUAAUCCUGUUUCUAAAAUAUUAGUAGAUGUAAGUAUGCAACAAGAUAAUAAAUGUGGUGAUGGUACUACUGGUGUUGUUGUAUUAGCUGCAGAAAUGUUAAGAAAUGCAGAAAUAUUAGUUGAAAAUAAAAUUCAUCCUCAAAUAAUAUGUGAUGGAUUUCGUAUGGCAUUAGCUUCUGCAAGAGAAGCUUUAUUAGAUUCAUGUUUUUCUCAUGAUAUCAAUUCUGAUUUAUUUAAAGAAGAUAUGUUAAAAAUAGCUAGAACUACAUUAUCUUCGAAAUUAUUGACACAUGAAAAGGAACAUUUUGCCCAACUAGCUGUAAAUGCAAUAUUAAGAAUAAAAGAUAAUUUAAAUUUAGAUUUAAUACAAAUAAUAAAAAAAACGGGGGGUACAAUUAAAGAUUCAUAUUUAGAAGAAGGAUUUAUUUUAGAAAAAAGAAUAGGAAUCAAUCAACCUAAAAGUUUAACUAAUUGUAAAGUUAUGGUUGCUAAUACUCCUAUGGAUACUGAUAAGAUAAAAAUUUAUGGGACGAAAGUAAAUGUACAUAGUUUUGAAGAUGUUCAAGAUUUAGAAAAUGAAGAAAGAUUAAAAAUGAAAAAUAAAGUUGAAAAUAUAAUAUCUCAUGGAUGUAAUGUUUUUAUAAAUAGACAGUUGAUAUAUAAUUACCCAGAACAAAUUUUUAGAGAAAAUAAUGUCAUGACAAUUGAACAUAGUGAUUUUGAUGGCAUGGAAAGAUUAGCUAAUUGUUUAGAUGCUGAAAUUGCAUCUACAUUUGAAAAGGGAUUAAAUAUAAAAUUAGGAUAUUGUGAUAAAAUAGAAGAAAUUAUAAUAGGAGAAGAUAAAUUAGUACGUUUUUCAGGUUGUAAAAAAAAUGGAGCUUGUACUAUAAUUUUAAGAGGAGCAUCAACACAUAUACUAGAAGAAAGUGAACGUUCAUUACAUGAUGCAUUGGCAGUAUUAUCAGAAACCAUGAAAGAUAAUCGUGUUGUGCUAGGAGCUGGGUGUGCUGAAAUGUUAAUGAGUAAUGCAGUAGAUAAUUUAGCAAGAACAGUUGAAGGAAAAAAAAGUUUAGCUAUAGAAGCAUAUGCAAAAGCAUUAAGACAAAUACCAACAUAUAUUCUAGAUAAUGGUGGUUUUGAUAGUUCAGAAAUUGUAAGUAAAAUUCGAGCACAACAUACUAAAGGCAAUAAAUAUGCAGGUAUAGAUAUUGAGAAAGGAGAUGUAGGAAAUAUUAUGGAAUUGGGCAUAUAUGAAUCAUAUAAUUCAAAAUUAUCACAGCUAACAUCAGCAACUGAAGCAGUAGAAAUGAUUUUAAGAGUGGAUGAUAUAAUUAAAUGUGCACCAAGAAAAAGAACAGGAAUGUAA
Molecule: messenger RNA, 1602 nt
Organism: Plasmodium gaboni
Lineage: Eukaryota; Apicomplexa; Aconoidasida; Haemosporida; Plasmodiidae
Product: putative T-complex protein beta subunit
Exons: 2
Coding region: 1-1602 (533 amino acids)
Biological process (GO): protein folding
Cellular component (GO): cytosol; chaperonin-containing T-complex
Molecular function (GO): ATP binding; ATP hydrolysis activity; ATP-dependent protein folding chaperone
Source: RefSeq, a predicted model, not a curated record